Molecule: messenger RNA, 8624 nt
Organism: Xyrauchen texanus (razorback sucker)
Lineage: Eukaryota; Metazoa; Chordata; Actinopteri; Cypriniformes; Catostomidae
Product: phosphatidylinositol phosphatase PTPRQ-like
Biological process (GO): protein dephosphorylation
Molecular function (GO): protein tyrosine phosphatase activity; protein binding
Source: RefSeq, a predicted model, not a curated record
AUGGGACGGAGCUCCAUGGAUAAAGUUUUAGCCUUGCUUUGGCAACUCCUGCACUUGUUUCAGUUCCGAUAUGGCCAUGCAGGUGAACUUCAACACCAGGAUGAUCUCCAUAGCAACAGCAUCAUGAUUCAUGACCUGACCCCAGGAAGUGAUUGCAGCUUUGAGAUCCAGUGCUUUCUGGGGUCCGAUUUCAGCCAGACCAGAAAAGGUGAGAAUCCGCACCUGCAGGAAGUCACUCUUAGUGUUCUGCAGGACAGCUGCUCCUACAACACCACUGUACCACGCUACAGAAACACACUCAGUGGCACCGCCGCCAUAAUCACCAUACAUACAGUCCCUGCCAGUCCUGAGGGCCUGCAUGUUAUAAGCGUGUCACCUCGUGCUUUUUCACUAUGCUGGUUGAUUUCACCUCGAUGUGACAAGAACUACCAGCUCCAACUGUUCCCUGACCAGGGCAAUAUCAGCAUCAUUAGCACACCGGACAACUACAUCCAGGCUCAAGUGUCCAGUGUAACCCCCGGUACAUCAUUCACCGUCACGGUCAAUGCGGCCGCCUCUUCGGGGUUCAGUUCACCUGUCAGCCGAAUACUCGUCACCACUUAUGAGUCUCUGCCAGCACCCCCCUCUAAACCUGAGGGUGAGAGAGUGGGUUCGACUGGUAUCCUGUUGUCCUGGCGGAUGCCCAUGCCCCUUGACCCUAGCAUUCACUCAUUCAUCAUCAGAUACAAAGAAAUGUGUCCAUUCUCUGACCCUACUUUCACUGAGAUCACUAAGAGCCUGGACAUCCCAGAAACCCUGCUGAACACCCUCACACCUGGAGCUACGUAUAACAUUAAGGUUGCAGCAGUAAACAAAGCAGGAGUUGGACCAUUUAGCCAGUCUCUGUACUACAAAACCGCAGAGGCCCCCCCUGGUCUGGUGUCAAACCUCACAGCGUUUGCUGAGGAUCACGCAUCCGUGUUGGUCAAAUGGUUUCUUCCUGUACGCAUUAAUGGUCUAAUUACUAAGUUUGCCGUGAAAGUCAAACAUGCUCGAACCAGCCAGAUCAUCCGCACGCUGGACCUCAACGCAGAGGACAUCAUGAAAGGAGCCCUGCCUCACUGCAAUGAUGCAGCAGACAUCUUAUCUCGUGGAACUCCGAGCCCGCUGCAGUCUUCCCAGCUGACUUCUGCUGUUUUGCCAGCAUCUACGCUCUCAGCUGUACCCCCUGCCUCCAUCUGGAGUGUUUCAAUUAGUGUGAGCAUUAAUGAGCUCCGCCCCUACACACCUUAUGUGUUCGAAGUCUCCGCCUUCACCAGUGGCGGGGAGGGACAGAUUGCCAGUACUUUGAUCCGCAUGCCAGAAGCUGCCCCUGAAGACCCUCCCCAAAAUGUAGCUGUGAGGAACAUCACAUCCAGAUCUCUGUCUCUAUCCUGGGACACUCCAAAUAUCAUUACAGGACGUUUCAGUUACAUAGUCCAGCUCCAUGGACCGGCAGGUUUUAUAAGUGAGAACAGCACACUCGAUCAGAUGUUUAUUUACACCAGGCUGACUCCAUACACACAAUACCACAUCCAUGUCAUGGCCAAAUCAGCGGGGGCCACAGGACCAGCAGCCGUCAUCAACAUUACAACACAGGCAGAGGCUCCCAGUGCUGUGUCUGAUCUGACAGCGGAGGCCGUUGACUCCACAUCAGUCCGUCUGUCCUGGAGAAUUCCGAGUCAACCAAACGGACUGAUAACACACUAUCGGAUUCUAGUGCGUUACUACAGUACACUUGUACAGGACAUUACCCUACGAGGACAGAAUGGUGGGGACACUGUUGGCCGACUGCUUCGUCGCAACACGAGGUCACUUGACUUCAUCAUGGCAACUGCGUUCACUCUCACUUCACAUGGAACAUUCACCGGGUUGGGCCUCAGUAUAACCAACGCUGACCAAACUAACACAGAACUGACCUCUGACAUUCCUCUGACCCUGAGCACUCCCCAAACUCCUCCACCCUGGCUCACGAUGACCCACGACAGAACAGAUGCAACGGUGGAAGCUGAGACAGAGGGCGUAACCAUUGACCAUUUGACGGAACUAACACCUAUCACCCUAGACACUGACGGACCACCCUUAGUAAACUUAAGCCCCUCCCCGCCUCGCCGCUUCACAAGGGCAGUGGCCACAGACUCCGCCCAACAGCAGACAAACCUCCCAACACAAACGGCAACCACUAUUGGAAUAGAGGUCCUACCACCCACAGAGGAGACGGUAGACCUCUUGUCUGAUCGGAUCUCAUAUGUGGUUAAAAGACUGAGUCCUUUCACUGAGUAUAAAUUUGGAGUGACGGCAUACAACAUCAUUGGAGAGGGACCGACCUCACAAGUGAUCGUGAAAACGACUGAACAGGUUCCCAGCUCUGUUCAGGAUGUGUCCAAUCAGAACAUUAGCUCCACCUCUAUCGGGGUUAACUGGGAACCGCCCCUCAACCCAAAUGGCAAGAUAACACACUACACUGUGUAUGCACAAAAUCUCUUAACCAACCAAGUAUUACAACAAGUGACGGACACUACCAGCACAGUGCUCACAGAUCUGGACAAGUACAGCAGUUAUAAGUUACGUGUAGCAGCAUCUACAGCUGUUGGGGAAAGCCCUCUGACUGAUGAAGACUACAUCUACAUUGUGACACAAGAGGAUGUACCGGAUUCUCCACCGCGGGAUCUGGCCAUCGUGAAAACCACCUCCUCCACUGUGACUCUCACCUGGUCUCCUCCGGAGAAACCCAAUGGCAUCAUUCAGAUGUAUGAGGUCACCUACACCAACCACACAUUCAGCAACACGAUGAACAGCACAUCACCCAGCGGCACACUGCACUAUCUGAAACCAUACACAUACUACAAUGUGACGGUCCGGGCAUACACACAACACGGCCACGGAAACCAGAUUUCUGAUCCUCUACAGAUGCUGUCAGGGGAGGACGUGCCUGGCAGCCCACCUUACGAUCUGACCUAUGAAAGCAUCGAAUCCAGCGAGGUGAAUGUGUCAUGGUCUCCACCACUUCUCGCAAACGGUAUCGUCCUGUUCUACAACGUGGCGUACUGGAACACCACUCACUCUCUGAACCAAACCACACAUGCACCUUUCGUUGUCCUGUCCAACCUGCGAAAGUACGCGAGCUACCGCAUCAGUGUGCAGGCUGGCACCAGGGUCGGCACGGGCAACCACACGAGUGACGUCUUAAACAUCACAACACUAGAAGAUGCACCCAGUUCCCCUCCAAAAUUCCUAGCCGCCAGGAUAUAUGUAACUGUUGGCCAUUCUUCAACUAUAUUAAUCUUAUCUCUCUUACACCCGCCCCCAACUACAGUACCAAGUGGUCCGGUCCACAACCUCACGGCUACGAUCUACAGCUCUACGGCAGUCGUGAUCAGCUGGGAUCCUCCUCUGGAGCCCAACGGCAGAGUUUUCUACCAGCUGAGCUUGCAAGAGGCGGGCAUGACCCAUCCGUCCAUCAACCGCACAGUCAACAUCAGCAUUUAUAAGACAACCACAGACAACAUAUACCUCUUCUCCAAGCUCAGGAAGUAUUUUCCCUACAUCAUCAAAGUGACCCCGGCAACUGGUGCAGGAUCAGCUGUAAACCACACAGCGAUGCUUUACCUGCAAACUGAUGAAGAUGUUCCGAGUUCGCCUCCUUUGCCAGAAGCCAGUAGAAAUCUCUCCAGUUCCUCCAUCUACGUGUCUUGGUUCCCCCCAAUUGAGACCAAUGGCGAGAUUGUAGAAUAUGCCGUCAUUUUACAGGGUCCUGGGGCAGUUAACAGAACCACUACCCAUGAAACACAUCUUACUCUCACAGACCUCUCUCCGUUUACACCUUACAAUCUCUCCAUCGCUGCGGCCACUCAUGUAGGUGUCGGCCCAUCCGUGAUUAUUUCAUUGCAUACUGAUGAAGCAGGCCCAAUGUCCCCACCACGCAACCUGAGUAUAUUUAACCACACUUCAGAUUCAAUGUGGCUUCAGUGGGAACCCAGUCUGGAGCCGAACGGAGUCGUCCAACACUACGCAUUCAGAAUACUUGAACUGAACACACACACUCUUACUUAUCAGAACUUGUCAGAUGCGUCCACACAUGCAGAGCUGAGUGGCUUCGGACCUCACAAUUCAUAUGAGAUCAGUGUGUGCACGUUCACCAGAGCAGGAAACGGUGACCAGUACAGCUUACCUGUUAUAUUUACCACCAACGAAUCAGUAUCGGACGCUGUUGGAAAUCUAUCCUGUUCUGGAUUGGAUUGGGACUCUGUGAGUAUGGAAUGGGAGCCUCCAAUUCAUCCCAACGGAGAGAUUCUGCAUUACCUCGUUCGUUCUGGAGAUCGGGAAGAAGAGGCUGAUCCUCUCACACUUACACACUCAAAAGUACACACCUUCAGCGGCCUGUCACCUGACGUGUUCUACAUCAUCAGUGUGGCUGCUGUAAAUGCAGCCGGAACAGGGGAGGAGGCGAACUGUACAGCACAAACUCCACCAGAGUCAGUUCCUGGUCCCCCUCAAUCACUGACUGUAAUGGACGUUACUUCUGACAGUGUGUCUUUAAGCUGGCUGCGUCCUGCACGUGUCCCUGGUCUGUUACAGGGUUCUAAUGUAGAGAUUCGAAGAUUGGCAAGACACUGUGUGAAGAAAGGAGACCUGGAGUCCUGUGUGGAGAGUGAGAUUGUGGAGUGGGUUGAAGGAGAAACCAACGGAGUCACACUUUCCCCUCUUUUUAAAUACAGACAGUACCAGCUCCGAGUGGUGGCGUUCACCAGGGCUGGCGCUGGAGAUCCUUCAGAGUGGAUCCAAACAGAGACACUUGCAGGAAACCCUGAUGCUCCACCUGGUGCCAUCUCAGUGGUUCCCUCUGCCACUGGGUUAAAGAUUGAGUGGGAUGAGCCAACGGUCAUUUCAGGGCCCACCUCAUACCUCAUUGACAUCACUGAUUUGGACGGUUCUGGAUAUAACCUGAGUUUGGUGAGAUAUUCAGAGGAGAUAAGGUCGAUGGUUAUUAGGAACUUGACUGCAUUUACUCUGUACUCUGUGGCUGUUACCGCCUUCACAGGGAACCUGUCCAAUGCCCGCAGAGACGGCAAAGCAUCUGAACCCAUCCUCAUCAGAACCUUGGAGGAUGAACCGAAAGAUCCACCCAAAGGCUUGACACUGACGGUGAUUCCAGAGGAAGUGACUCGUGUUUAUGUGACAUUUUCUCCACCGGAUGAGCCAAAUGGAAAUAUCAGUGCAUAUCAUGCCGCCAUCUACCGCAGUGGACAACUGGACUUUUAUAUCAACAGCCUGCUAGUGAUCAGCAACCCUAAUAACACAAUGACAGCCGUCAUAAAUGGACUGAAGGGGGGAUUCAAUUACAGUAUACGGAUAGCUGCUGUGAAUGGAGCCGGUUUAGGGCCAAGUUCAGAGGUUCAGGUCAUGACAGGUGUAAAAGCUCCUCCCAAACCAACGAGGGAGCCGCAGGCUGCUCUGAACUACGCAGGUGCUGUCAUCGCCACAGCUAAAACCAUUGCUGUUGAGAUGCCCGAAUGUUUCUUUACAGAUGAUCAUGGACCGAUCCAGAAAGUCCAGGUCAUUGUUUCAGAGCCAGCAGUGAUGGACUACAGUAAUCUGUCCAACUGGAAGAGUGUGUUUCUCCACCCUAACGCUCCGUAUCUGACCGACGAGGGCUUCUUGAAUCCAACAUGCUCUGAGAGACCUGAACGCUUGAACGCAAACACUAACACAUACGUCAUAGGAGCAGACGAGGCAUGCCUGUCUGAAAAUGCUGAGACGCUCUGUAACGGACCGCUCAAACCGAAAACAUAUUAUGUAUUCAAAUUUCGGGCGACAAAUAUUCGUGGGCAGUACACAGACUCUGAGUACUCGGACAGGGUCAGAACUGCAGAUGACCGUCUGUUGACCAGGGAUGAGCAGAUCAUUCUUGGAGUACUGUUGUCUUUUUUCUUGGCCUUGCUUUUGAUUCUGCUUAUAUACGGAUCUGUGAGGAUACACCAGAGGCAAAAGGAAGGUGGGACGUACUCUCCACGCGAGGCUGAGAUAAUUGAGACCAAGUUCAAGCUGGAUCAGCUGAUUGCAGUGGCUGACAUAGAGCUGAAAGAGGAGAAGAUCAACCGGUAUUCUUCCUUUUUCUUUAGAAGGAAGGAGAUUUUUGUCAUCCAGCUGCUAAGUUACAGGAAAUCUCUCAAGCCAAUCAGUAAGAAAUCUUUUCUUCAGCAUGUGGAAGAACUUUGUGCCAACGACAAAACCAAGUUUCAGGAGGAGUUUGCGGAAUUGCCGAUGUUGCUUCAUGAUCUGGCAACAUCUGACGCUGAUCUGCCUUGGAAUCGCUCCAAAAAUCGCUUCACUAACAUUAAACCAUAUAACAAUAACAGAGUGAAGUUGCUGUCUGAGCUGGGAAUGCCAGGGUCGGACUACAUCAAUGCCAGCUUUGUAUCUGGCUAUCUUUGUCCUAAUGAGUUUAUAGCCACACAGGGUCCUCUGCCGAGGACUGUUGCAGAUUUCUGGAGGAUGAUUUGGGAGACGGGGACCAAAACAAUUGUCAUGCUCACACAGUGCUUUGAGAAGGGCCAGACCCGCUGUCAUCAGUACUGGCCUGAGGACAAUAAACCUGUAACAGUUUUUGCUGACAUCAUAAUCACUAAACUCACAGAGGAUGUGUGGCCAGAUUGGACAGUUCUGCUCAGAGUGGAAAGGCAUGGUAACUACAUGAUUGUUCAUCAUUUUAACUACACAUCAUGGCCUGAACACGGCGUACCGGAAUCCAGCUCCACACUUAUCCAGUUUGUCAAAGCAGUCCGUUCCAACAGAGGCCAUGACAACACAACCAUUGUGGUCCACUGCAGUGCUGGUGUGGGAAGGACUGGAGUGUUUAUAGCCAUGGACCAUCUCGUUCAGCAUAUGAGGGAUCAUGACUUUGUGGAUAUAUAUGGUCUGGUCGCAGAACUGCGCAGCGAGAGGAUGUGCAUGGUGCAAAACCUGGUUCAGUACAUGUUUCUGCACCAAAGCACUCUGGAUCUGCUGUCUGCUAAAGGAAACAGUCAAUCCAUCUGGUUUGUAAAUUACUCCGCUCUGGAGAAGAUGGACACGUUGGAUGCGAUGGAGGGUGACGUUGAAUUGGAGUGGGAGGAGACAACAAUGUAAAAGUUCAUUUAUUUCCUGUGAAUUCUUCAUCUCUUUGAUGGCUGUGAGGAGACAUGGGACAAGCCUAUGAAAUCCCUACACAGAUGCUGGAACUCUGGAUAUCGGGGCCAAAAACUGAACAAGAAUAUAAGAGGAUUAUAAAUGAUGCAUUAUCAAUGUCGCAUUUUCUCGCCUAAUCAGAUUGUGUCUCACAAUGUUUCAUUUAUAUCCACCAGACAUUAUCAUCCAUCAAAGUUCUCAAACUAUCUCUUUUUAGAAUAUGCUUUUCCUCAUAACUUUGGAAUCAUAAUUUAACAGACACCAAAGAUAUGAGUGUUUGUUAUCAGAGAUUUGGGACGAAUGAGCAUGCUGUCAUUAACAUUUGGAGCUAAGUGAAUAAUUAGUCGUCAGUCAUAAAAACAAAAGGGUUUGAUUUUGAUUAAGAAAUAGGAGUGUUGUAUAGGAGAGGAUCAUCUUUGACUAAAUACUACAGUUUCAGAUUUUUUCAAUGGUAAAAUACUUAAAAUCCCAGUUGAGUGUGCAGAGACAACUAUAAGUAAGCCAGUGUUAGACUAUUUAUUUAAGUAAUCCGACAUCAACCUCUGGCUUAGCCAAUGGUGUGAGUUGGGGGCGGGACUACUACUCCAUCCAACCAAUGGAAGACAGGAUAUAUUUAGGGGACCUGUAUGCAGUGGCGUGUUCAGACUUUUUUAACUGGGGUGGCCAGAGCUGGACUAGUAAUCUGGCAUACCGGGCAUUUUCCCGGUGGGCCGACGCACUUUGGGGCCUAUCUGGGGCGGAUUGGACAUCGGGAGAACCGUGCCGAAUGGGCCACGAUAUGCUAAAAUAAGCUGCUGCGUUAUGCAGUACGGACCACAAAACGGUGCCGCAAUAUGCAGAAAAGGACAUCCCGGCCCGAUUUCUCUUCCCAGUCCAGCCCUUGGGGUGGCCCAUGUGGGGCACAGACUCAUUCAAGGGUGGCAUGAAGCAUAACUCAACAUCCCUGAUAUUUAUUAUUAAUAAUAUUAAUAAUAAUAAUAAUAAUAAUAUGUACAUUUUCAGGAAUUUGUAAUAGACAAAUGGUAAUGUGUUAGUUAAAUAAUUGAGUAAUUGUUAUUAGAUGUUAAUACUGCAAUACAAAGAAGACUAUGCAUGCAUGUAGUUUAACAUUUUUAAUUGUUUUUAAGUAUCACUUUUAUGGAUGUAGAGUCUGUUAAAACUGCAGAAAUGUUAUGGAAACUGCUAAUAUGGUUACUGUCUCUUUAAGAACAGUGCGUCACUUAACAUUAAAAUCACAGUAAUUCUGUGCAGUUUUGUGGAGUUUUUGAGAGAUGAAGCUACUAUGGCGUCACGUAAAACUAUCAAGUAGGCUUUCGUGUUUAUUUUGAGGCAAAAAUAAAAUACUGAAGAUAUUUCUUAAUUUUAUCAUAGGCUGACACAUGCGGAAUGUGCAUGGAUUUCAGCUUAGUGUACUCAAUUUAGCCAUUUAAUGGGAGUGA